Bradysia coprophila is the source of this 1689-nucleotide messenger RNA. RefSeq names its product Osiris 7 (gene Osi7). The record is from RefSeq and is a predicted model, not a curated record. Gene Ontology annotation, cellular component: membrane. NCBI's taxonomy places the organism in Eukaryota, Metazoa, Arthropoda, Insecta, Diptera, Sciaridae.
CUGCAAAAGAUAUCACAUCAUCCUUAAGUCCAUUCGGCAUCAGUACAGAUUUGGUCAAAAGUUAAAGUACCAAAAAAAAUCUAAAAACAACAAACAAACAUUCUUUAAAUCCGAUAAACGGAAAGCGAAAUUUUUCUUAAGUGUUCGAUAUAUUACGUUGCAUAAAAGCUCCGGCAUGGCUUUUAUUAAAACUUUAUACGGGAUAUUUUGUGUUGUGGCUGUCGUAGCGGCAUUACCAACGGAAGAGACCAGAGGACAUUCAAGGAAUUCGGUUGGCUCGGAAAAUGAUCUUAUGGAUAGUAUAUACAGCGAUUGUUUGCGAAAAGAUUCAGUGUCAUGUGUGAAAUACAAACUGUUUUCGUUCGUUGACAAAAUGAUUGGACAAAAGGAUACAUUUGCGUUGACUGAAGGUGUAACCGUUGUUAAAACAUCUGGUGCUGACAGUGAAGGUGCCCCACGUGCAUUAUCUGGUGACGAUUCAAUGGAAUCGCUGGUAAUGAGCCGACUUCAAAACUUCCUCCAAACGCACACCAUCAAAGUCGAUCUGAAAGGAUCCGAUAUCGUAUCAGCUGUAUCAUCAACUGGCCGCGCAUUGGAAGAUGUAUCCGAAAACAUUUUCGGUGACGAUCAAUCAGCCGUGUCCGAAUCCCGAGGCAAGAAAAAGAAGGCCGCCAAAAUUCUCGGUCCAUUGUUGUUGGCAUUGGGUCUGAAGGCAGCCGCUCUGUUGCCAUUGGUGUUGGGUGCCAUUGCAUUGAUUGCUGGCAAAGCAUUGUUGAUCGGUAAAAUUGCGCUCGUUUUGUCGGCGGUCAUUGGAUUGAAGAAUUUGCUGAAAAAUGAGAAACAUGUCACGUACGAAGUGGUAGCUCAUCCACAUCACUCGUCCAGUCAUUCGUCCAGUCACGGUGAAGCGUACGGAUCAGGUGGAUCGGGAUUCAGCGCUGAUAUUGGUGGCGGUGCCGGCGGUUACGGCAGUUCUGGCCACGGCGGAUGGGGACGAUCAGUCGAUGCUCAAGACUUGGCCUUUAAUGCUCAAAAACCAUAAGACAUAGACUUAAGAAACUUGAUUUUUCCUCAGUAAAAUAAGAGUAAGUGCAUUUUCAUCACUCUAAGUACCACAAAUACUCGGAGUCGUGUUCAAUGAAUUAUUUUUGUUGUUUACUUUGAAACGUAAAACGAAUUAUUUAAUUUAUAUAAAUUAUUUAUAAUUUUAAUUUAUUUUCUUAACUUAUUAUCAGCAAACAAACGAAGAAAAAAAGAAGAAGAACAUAACGAUGUUAUAGACUUAGUAAGCUAUACAAGUAGCGUUGUUUUUGUCUCUAUUAUAGAAAAAAGAGAAGAUAAUCUUAAAUGUUAUCUGAAAACACUCUCUGUGUAAAUAACCAAACAAAUUUUCUAAUUAUUUUUUUAUUAUUUUCAUUUUUUAUCUUUUCACACCAAUAAUCUGUCCUCUUUUUUUCAGUUCAUUUUGCAUAUCAAUAGUUACAACACUUAACGCAUUUUUUUCUCGAUUCUUUUCUUCUUUUAUUACUUUCACUUCAAUCUUGAACUUGUUUUCACCGCUUUUCUUCUUUAUAUUUUUUUCCCCCGAUCAAUCAAUAAAAUUUUUGUCAUUUAGUCGCCAUAACUUGCCAUAGAUUUUGAUUUCACCUUCACUAUACUUUAAUUUUAUCACACCAUAUUCUACACACA